AUGGGAUCCAUCUCGGGCUUCAGAGGAGGGAAAGACUUGUCGUAUUCCCAUCGCGGCAUUAUUGAUCAGCUUCUGAUGGCCACUUCAGAAGAAUCCUCUCCCGCCACGCCUUCAUCGAGCGAAGCCUCAGAGGAGGUCGGGGAGGACACCCUCCAGACGGCUGUAACAGAUCUGGUUUCCUCUUGUGAUCUCGAGACCAUAUCAUUGAGGGAGCUUAGGCGCCUGCUAGAAAAGAAGCUCCAACUACCCGAUCUCGCGCUUGAUAAGCAGAGGAAGGCUAUCAAGGACAUGGUUGGGGAAGCCAUCACGAAGGCCGAACAAGAGAGAGAUGAUAAAGUGAUGAAGGCUGAGGUCGCGGUCAAACGGGAGCGGAACGAGUCGCCACCGAAAGUUUCCACUAGAAAGCGAGUGAAGAAAAACGAAAAGUCUGAAGAUGAUGAAUCCUCCUCUUCACCGUCAAACACAUCCUCAGCUUCAAGCGAUGCUUCGUCUGAUGAUGCCGGAGAGGCAGCGGCACCCAAGCGCAAAUCGACUAGGAGUAGAACUCCACCUCCGAGUGGGUUAACUAAGCGCAGUUUUGAGCGGGCAGCCAAACCAUUGAAGCUCACUCUGGGGAAACAAAACAUUGAUAUACCAGCUCGAGUGUUUAAGACUGGAUCAUGCGGAUGGUGGGGUCGCACUAAUAUCAAAGUCCCUGUUGGCAAGCAUAAAGUUAUGGCUUCUUGUCAAUUCCAAAUAAUUGUGCAGAAGUCUAAAGAAUGGCCCGAGAAGUAGGCUCAUCACUAUUCGUAUAUUACGCUCGAGUGAGCUAUCAUAGUC
Molecule: messenger RNA, 819 nt
Organism: Perkinsus marinus ATCC 50983
Lineage: Eukaryota; Perkinsozoa; Perkinsida; Perkinsidae
Exons: 5
Coding region: 1-774 (257 amino acids)
Source: RefSeq, a predicted model, not a curated record